AUGGAUUAUCAACAAAUUCCUCCAGUUGUAUCACCGCCCAGGCGAUCUGCUUCAACUAGACAUCAUGGACAGAGGAGGAUACCGAGGAAACCAGUUCCACAGCGGCGGCCGAAUUCGUCGAGAAGCUUCACACAGGCUUUCGCAUGGCUUAGUGGUGCUCUUAUGACCCAUGACAGCACGCCGACAGUUCAAGAGGAAGAACCUAAACAUCUAAGGGGUCUAAACAGGCAUUCAUAUCGCUAUACUUCACAAUUUGACCCUCGCAUGCAAUCUGGGUUCACGCUGUAUGACCCUGAUCUGCAACCAACGCAACUUCCAAAACCAGACCACUCGACCAGAUCCAGCGUUGUUGACGCCCUGAAUCUCGACUGGCAAUUACCACCACUAUCCCGAACCUUUUCAGAUAUCGAUGUCUCAUCAGUUCUCAAUGUCGCAAUAGAAGCACAGGCGAAUCUAUCGCCUCAACCUGGUGAUGCGCCCCCUCCCAAUGGUGGCCUUAUCGCGUGGCUGCAGGUCCUCGGUGCAUUCUUCUGCUAUUUCAACAGCUGGGGUACAAUGAAUUCUUUUGGUGCUUUCCAGACCUAUUACGAAACUGGAGCUGGUUGGAAUAGAACACCAUCUGAAAUAUCUUGGAUCGGGUCAACUCAAGCAUUUCUCUCAUUGAUGGUCGGUGUCUUCACUGGACCACUGUACGAUGCAGGUUACUUCCGUCCCAUUAUCUGUACUGGUGGAUUCCUUGUUCCAUUUGGAUAUAUGAUGACCAGCAUUGCGACUCAAUACUGGCAAGUCCUUCUGGCACAAGGUUUCGUCAUUGGUAUCGGCAAUGGCUGUUUGUUCGUCCCCGCCGUCGCCAUUCUUCCACAAUAUUUCAGUACGAAAAAUCCCCUGGUUAACGGUAUUGCAGCCAGUGGCUCAAGUCUAGGUGGACUUGUCAUUCCUUUUGUUUUGACCCGGCUUGAAAGGCAAAUCGGCUUCGGCUGGGCGACGAGAACCAUUGGCUUCCUGGCUCUGAGCACAGCUGCCAUCAGUAUUGCUACUAUGAAACCCCGCCUAACUCCCAAGAGUAAGCGUAAGCUGCUUGAUCUGGCCGCGUUUAAGGAGCCGACCUACACCCUAUUCACCGUUGGACUUGCGACUGGGUUCAUUGGAUUCGCGGUUCCAACAUUUUACCUCGGUACAUUUGCAUCUUCGACGGGCAUUGCAUCUCCAGAGUUCUCCUUUUAUUACCUCCCGAUACUCAACGCCGCUUCCACAUUUGGCCGCAUUAUUCCCGCUAUUCUAGCGGCAAAAUACGGCCCGCUCAAUGUCUUAAUCCCGAUCUGCAUGCUCGCCGGAUCCCUAUCUCUGAUAUGGUGCGUCAUCAAGACCUCCGCAGGUACAAUUGUAUUCGCUAUUUUCUAUGGUUUCUGCUCCGGAGGAUUCGCGGCGAUGUCACCCAUUGCAUUGGUCACUAUGACACCUGAUCUCCGUACUCUUGGAACACGUAUGGGUCAAUUGUUCUUCUGUGCUGCAUUGGCAUUGUUGGCUGGGCCACCCUCGGCAGGUGCAAUAUUGACCUCGACACACUCUUGGAUUGGUCUGAAAUGUUUCGCUGGUGGCACUGUUGUACUUGGCUCGAUUAUCUUGAUGUUUGCGAGAGCUAGUAGGGUUGGCUGGAGUCUCAAGAAAAAGGCUUGA
Exophiala bonariae is the source of this 1677-nucleotide messenger RNA. RefSeq lists its product as uncharacterized. Gene Ontology annotation, biological process: transmembrane transport. Gene Ontology annotation, cellular component: membrane. The record is from RefSeq and is a predicted model, not a curated record. Gene Ontology annotation, molecular function: transmembrane transporter activity. The transcript is spliced from 2 exons. Lineage: Eukaryota; Fungi; Ascomycota; Eurotiomycetes; Chaetothyriales; Herpotrichiellaceae. The coding region runs from base 1 to 1677 and encodes 558 amino acids.